Molecule: messenger RNA, 3696 nt
Organism: Sorex araneus (European shrew)
Lineage: Eukaryota; Metazoa; Chordata; Mammalia; Eulipotyphla; Soricidae
Gene: KBTBD2
Product: kelch repeat and BTB domain containing 2
Exons: 4
Coding region: 656-2527 (623 amino acids)
Molecular function (GO): protein binding
Source: RefSeq, a predicted model, not a curated record
GCGCAGGCGCCCGGGAAACUGCGAAGCGCGGCUGGCGCGGGGAGAGCUGCGGGCGGGCGGGCUAGGCGGCGCGCCGGCUCUCGGGGGAGGAGCCUGGCGGCGGCGCCCGCGCAGGCCGGGCCGCGCGGGGGAACCGGAAGGAAGAAGGAGGCGGCGGCGCCAGCCUUCCUCGGCGGGAAGCGGAGGCGAGACCCCGGCCCGGGCCGCGGCGGGAGGGCCACGCCCCCGCCGCCGCCGCGCCUCAGGGACUCAGUGUCUGCGGCGCCGCCGGCCCGGCCGGAGCCCGAGGCACGCCUGUGAGGAACGCGGGUACUCCAGAGGAUGCACAGAACAUAGGAUGUCCCUACAAAACCUACCUCCAGUGUUAUUCCCAUUCACCUAUGAAGUACAACAAUUGCAAGUUUGAGCAAGAUGUCCUCAGAUUGUGUUGAAAACCUCUGAAGAACCUAGUUAACACAGGAUGACCUAGGACUGACCCUUAAGCCUCUGACAAAGUACUAUUCAUUAGUGCAUUUGUCACUCUUGGUUCUGAAUGCUGCAGAUAACAGCAAGUGGAAUUCCUUCUUUCUUUAUUUCUGAAGCAUUCACUUGACCUUCCCCUUCAGUAAACCUGACUUUUCUAACUUGCUCUGGGAGACAUUAAUGGAAUACAGUCAUGUCCACUCAAGACGAGAGGCAGAUCAAUACUGAAUAUGCUGUAUCCUUGUUGGAACAGUUAAAACUGUUUUAUGAACAGCAGUUGUUUACUGACAUAGUGUUAAUUGUUGAGGGUACUGAAUUCCCUUGUCAUAAGAUGGUUCUUGCAACAUGUAGCGCAUAUUUUAGGGCUAUGUUCAUGAGUGGAUUGAGUGAAAGCAAACAGACGCAUGUACACCUGAGGAAUGUGGAUGCAGCCACCUUACAGAUAAUUAUCACAUACGCAUACACGGGUAACUUGGCAAUAAACGACAGCACUGUAGAACAGCUUUAUGAAACAGCAUGUUUCCUCCAGGUAGAAGAUGUGUUACAACGUUGCCGAGAAUAUUUAAUUAAAAAAAUUAAUGCAGAGAAUUGUGUGCGAUUGUUGAGUUUUGCUGAUCUGUUCAGCUGUGAAGAAUUAAAACAAAGUGCUAAAAGGAUGGUGGAGCACAAGUUCACUGCUGUUUAUCACCAGGAAGCGUUCAUGCAGCUGUCACAUGACCUACUGAUUGAUAUUCUCAGUAGUGACAACUUAAAUGUAGAGAAGGAGGAGACAGUUCGUGAAGCUGCUAUGCUCUGGCUAGAAUAUAACACAGAAUCACGAUCCCAGUAUUUAUCUUCAGUUCUUAGCCAAAUCAGAAUUGAUGCACUUUCAGAAGUAACACAGAGAGCUUGGUUUCAGGGUUUGCCACCCAAUGAUAAGUCUGUAGUGGUUCAAGGUCUCUAUAAGUCCAUGCCCAAGUUUUUCAAACCAAGAUUGGGGAUGACCAAAGAAGAGAUGAUGAUUUUCAUUGAAGCAUCUUCAGAAAAUUCCUGUAGUCUUUACUCUUCUGUCUGUUACAGCCCCCAAGCAGAAAAAGUUUACAAGCUCUGCAGCCCUCCAGCUGAUUUACAUAAAGUUGGCACCGUUGUUACUCCCGAUAAUGAUAUCUAUAUAGCUGGUGGCCAAGUUCCUCUGAAAAACUCAAAAACAAAUCACAAUAAAACAAGCAAACUUUAUACGGCCUUCAGAACUGUGAAUUGCUUUUACUGGUUUGAUGCACAGCAAAAUACCUGGUUUCCAAAGACCCCUAUGCAUUUUGUCCGCAUAAAGCCAUCUUUGGUUUGCUGCGAAGGCUAUAUCUAUGCAAUUGGAGGCGAUAGUGUUGGUGGAGAGCUUAAUCGGAGGACGGUAGAGAGAUACGACACUGAGAAGGACGAGUGGACAAUGGUCAGCCCCUUGCCUUGUGCUUGGCAGUGGAGUGCCGCAGUUGUGGUUCAUGACUGCAUUUAUGUCAUGACACUGAACCUUAUGUACUGUUACUUCCCGAGAUCUGAUUCCUGGGUAGAAAUGGCCAUGAGACAGACAAGUAGGUCUUUUGCUUCAGCUGCAGCUUUUGGUGAUAAAAUAUUCUAUAUUGGCGGAUUGCAUAUUGCUACCAAUUCUGGCAUAAGAUUCCCCUCUGGAACAGUAGAUGGGUCUUCAGUAACUGUGGAAAUUUAUGAUGUGAAUAAAAAUGAGUGGAAAAUGGCUGCCAACAUACCUGCAAAGAGGUACUCAGACCCCUGUGUUCGAGCUGUUGUGAUCUCUAAUUCCCUGUGUGUGUUUAUGCGAGAAACACAUCUAAAUGAGAGAGCUAAAUAUGUCACCUACCAGUACGAUCUGGAACUUGACCGGUGGUCUUUGCGGCAGCAUAUAUCUGAACGUGUUCUAUGGGACCUCGGGAGAGACUUCCGAUGCACUGUGGGGAAACUUUAUCCAUCCUGCCUUGAAGAAUCUCCGUGGAAACCACCAACAUACUUUUUUUCACCCGAUGGGACAGAAGAGUUUGAACUGGAUGGAGAAUUGAUUGGAUUACCACCCGUAUAGUUCAGGGAGUGCACGCCUGUUUUAUGUGCUUUGUCAUUUACUUUGCUAAACAAGAAAGGCUAUGAAAGGACUAAAUAUGAUUACAUAAAAAUCUAUCUUUGAUAAAUUUUAUUUUUAUGCCCUACUUAAUAUUUGCAUCAGUAUAAUAUAUAUCAGUGAGUCUUACAGAAAAAUAUGCUUCCAUAAUAUGAAAUAGAUUAUCCAAUAAUUGAGAAACUUCUAUGUGUAUCAUGAGAGCAUAAGAAAAUCUGGAUUAUCUAAUAACAUUGUUAGCCCUGUGUAUGUACAGAUCAAAAAGUUCACUUAUUAAAGUAGUUUCAGUUCCUAGUGUGGUAUAUUGCAAAUUGUGCUAAAGUUAUUUUAGUAUAUGUAUUUCAUUCUUGUGCUUCUGUUCUGAAGUCCUGGAAUAAUUUUUUCAGUGUAAUUAAUUCAGCUGCACUUAACACUAAUGUCCAUGUUGGUAUAAAAAUGUUUAAAUCUUAUAGUUGAGGAAGAUCUUCCAUUUUUAUGGUAUUACAGGGAAGCUAAGACUGCAGGAUCAGUCUGACUAUACUAUUAGGUGCAUGUUUUCCCUUUUCAAUAACUUAUACUUGUCUAUCUAGAAUAUAGGUCUUCCAAUCAGCUGGUCAUUUACCAGGUAUGGACUUAAGUUGCUGGGCUUGCAAUAAGAAUUGCUGGUCCCUCAUUGUGCGGGUUGGGGUGGAGCUUUAAUCAGUAAAUGCUCCACUUUCUGUAUUACGUUAACAUUGGCUCAUGCAUAUACCUACCUGCUGCUGAUGUAUUUCUCCAUCUUAAAGAUUUAGAGUGGGUUAACCAGGUCAUUUACAUCUUAAUUUAAUAACAAGCAUUACUGUAGAGUGAUUGUGUAUAGAUCUCCAUUAGCUGUCAGGUUGUGUUUUUUUAGCCUGUUGUGUAUGUUGUGUGUGUAGGGUGGGUAGGAUUAGGAUGGUGAACUGUUCAGGAAUUCUCUGCACUAGCUGUGCAGAAGAGCAGAUACCUAGUGCUGCUCUGGCAUUAAUCCCAGGAACCACUAGCAGUAGCGGGGCGCCGCCAAUCUAACAUGAGCACAGGUGCUUCAUGACAAACAUUACUAGCAUGUUCAACUGCAUAAUGUUCUGGCACUGUAUUUUGAAUGACAUUAAUUUAUUAAAUAAGUUGUAUAUAUUCAA